Messenger RNA from Drosophila arizonae, 2464 nucleotides. RefSeq lists its product as uncharacterized. Gene Ontology annotation, biological process: regulation of gene expression. The record is from RefSeq and is a predicted model, not a curated record. Gene Ontology annotation, cellular component: nucleus. NCBI's taxonomy places the organism in Eukaryota, Metazoa, Arthropoda, Insecta, Diptera, Drosophilidae.
AGUGUUAGAAAACGUUUCUCACACGCGCCGUCGGCUUUGCAGCUCGCAGAUCUCCUUGUUGUUGCUGUUGCUCCCAUGCAGAAUGACAACGACAAUCACAACAACAGCAGCGACAACAACAACAAGAUCAACUCUAUAUAGCUAUAGCCAAUGCCAAUGCAGGUUAUCAACAUCCGUAAAGCGCUGCAAUCGCCAACGGUGUUCAAAUGUUGAUUUCUUCCUGCCGGCCAACGGAUAUCCGUGCGGAUUUUAUAGCUGCAGCACCAGCAGCAGCAGCAGCAGCAGUCACAGCAGCAACAGCAACAGCAACAAGAGCAACAACUGCAGCAGCAGCAGCAGCAACUAGACUACGUUGUACAAUUAAACUCGAAGAGGCUAGCAAAUUGAUGCUGCAACAACAACUACAACCAUAUACAACUUCAAGCAUGUUUAUAAAUCCUGCCUUUGAACAUUUCUUAACUCAAAGACAGCAGAAAUAACAAAAAUAUCAGCAUAUAGGAAGAAGAAGAGAAAGCAGACGAGAAUCUAUUGUAAAGCACCACCAAAACUGAAGCAAGACAACGACAAGAGCAACACAAGUGAAUCAGUUAACAGUUAUGAGAGAGAAAGACCACUCACCAAGAAAGAUGCUUCCUAGCCCAAAACAGGGCUGUGUUUACCCUGCCUUAGGAUUAAUACCCACAUCGUAUAUAUCACAUGUACCUUAUGAUCUGUCCGCCUCGACGACGGCGGCCAUAGCCAGCAGCAGCAUGACGACAACAGCAGCAGCGCGCCACCAACAACAACAACAGCAACAGCAACACCAGCAACAGCAGCAACAACAACAAUCACAUCAUGGCAACAAGGCGAAGCGACGCAGCAGCUACGAUCAGCCGCUGGACCUGCGACUGGCCCACAAGCGACGGCAGCCCGUCAAGCUGCAGGAGGAGGAGGAGGAGACGCUGGAGCCGCAGCCGCUGGAGGAUGAGAACAGCAAUCUAAUCCUGUUCGCUAACGAGCUGGCGGUGCAGCGCAAGGAGAAGGAGCUGAACAACAAUCACAUAGCCGCCUCGCUGGCCGACCUGGGCUUCGACAUGAGCCGCAAGAUGCUGCGUGCGCUGCGCGAGGGCGUCACCGCGUCGCCCCCAGCGCCAGCGCCCAAUGCCAUUGUCGCUGCUGGCGUGCACUCGACGCUGCUGGAGGCGAUGACCAAGACGCUGCCGCUACAGUAUCGCAAUGUGUUUGCGCCGCCGACGGGCGCGCCAACGGGCGCGACGUGUCCGACGGCGUCGGAGUUUGCGUUUCGCCAUCCGCUCAAGAAGAGCGACCUGAGCUGGCCGCCCAGCGAGCAGCAACAGCAGCAGCAUCAGCUGAAGCUGGAGCAACUGAAGCUGGACUUGCCCACGGGCACGGCCACGCCUACACCUACGCCGCAUCCCCAUCCGCAUCCGCAGCUGCAGGAAUUCCAAUCGCGGCAGCAUUCGCGCAAGGCCAAGCAGCGGCAGGCGCAGUCCCAGUCCCAGGCCCAGCCCCAAGCUGCUGCGGCUGCAGGAGGCAACUCACUGCCCGUGCAGCGCAACAAGGAUCGCUACACGUGCAAGUUCUGCGGCAAGGUCUUUCCGCGCUCCGCCAAUCUCACCCGGCACCUGCGCACCCACACGGGCGAGCAGCCCUACAAGUGCAAGUACUGCGAACGUUCCUUCAGCAUCUCCUCGAACCUGCAGCGGCACGUGCGCAACAUCCACAACAAGGAGCGCCCGUUCAAGUGCGAGAUCUGCGAGCGCUGCUUCGGCCAGCAGACGAAUCUCGACCGGCAUCUCAAGAAGCACGAAUCGGAUGCGGUCUCGCUGAGCGCCCUGAGUGGGGUCAGCGAGCGCAUGCAUUGCAUUCGACGCUUCUGCGAGAAUCCCAAUGAGGAGUCCUACUUCGAGGAGAUACGCACGUUCAUGGGCAAGGUCACGCAGCAGCAGCAGCAGCAGCAGCAACAGCAGCAGCAACAGCAGCAACAACAGCAGCAGCCACAGUCACUGCCAUUGGCAACAUCACGCAGCUCCGCCUCGUCCAGCUGCUCCGCCUCGCACACGCCCACAUCCUCGCAUACGCCCACGCAGUCGGAGUCAGCGGAAACGCUGGCACAGGAGCUGCGCCGGCUGCAGACGGAGCGAGCCAAGUCGGGCGACGACAGCAGCGAGGAGCAACCGCAGCAGGAGCAGCAGCAGCAGGAGGAGGAGCAACUGACGCGACAGCUGGAAGCAGAGGCCGAGGAGUCCAAGUGCAUAUUGCAGCUGAAGAAGACGCUUGCCUCCAAACUAUUUCCCACAACAACUACAACAACAACAGCAGCAGCAGCAGAGGGAGCAGCAACGGAAACACCAACGGUCAAGGAGGAGCCCUGAAGGUCCCUCAGCCUCACAUCGUAGCCAAUCCUGAAGCAGAUGACAACAAUUUCCUAUACGGUAGAAGCGAGCAGCGAAACAACACAAAA